Ooceraea biroi (clonal raider ant) is the source of this 1848-nucleotide messenger RNA. RefSeq lists its product as uncharacterized. The record is from RefSeq and is a predicted model, not a curated record. NCBI's taxonomy places the organism in Eukaryota, Metazoa, Arthropoda, Insecta, Hymenoptera, Formicidae.
CUAUAGCAUGCGGUAGUAUGUGACCGGAUGAAAUGGAAAUGGUUUCACGACGAUCUCGCGACCACAUGCUACAGAGUGCGAUUUUUGGCAUCACCGAGUCUCAAUCUAGAAGUAUGGACUUAACAAAAGAGCAAACCAAAAUGUUGGUGUUGUACGAGCAACAUCCUUGUUUGUACGUACAAAAAAGCGAGGAUUACCAUAACCGAGACAAAAGAUUAAAAGCUCUACAAACAAUAGCUCAACAGUUCCACGAAAUGACUGGAUAUAUAGUUAGCAUAGAUGUAAUAAAGAAAAAAAUCGCCAGUUUAGGAACACAAUACUUAGAGCAAAUUAAUAAAAUUCAAAAAUCUAAAUCGAGCGGAGCUGGUACAGAUGACGUAUUCAAACCAACAUGGUGGCUGUUUGAAGAAUUAAGCUUCUUGGCACCUCAUAUAGCAUCCAGAAAAGGCGAAUCCUCUAUAUCGAAAAACAUUGUGACAAAAUCAUAUGUCGAUACAUUUUCAUCCUCUCAAGAUCGUGAAUAUGAUGAGGAUGUGGAUGACUUAUGUUUUGUGGAUGUACAAAGAGUCUUGGGAUCAAACAGUCAUAAUAUACCAAAAAAAGAUUUUUCAGCCCCUAUUAAGACUAUAAAUUCUUCAGCAACACCGUCUACUUCACAUAAUAAAACAGAAGAAAUAUUCGAAAUACAGAGUGUACACUCUGACACUUCCAGUGUGUCUAGUUUACAAUUGACAUCGGGUAAAGAAAGUGUCCGAAAAAAAAAGAAAAUAGAAUCAAAGGAAAAUACUAGUGAAGCAUUUUGGACAAACGUUAACACUGUAUUGAAAGACAUAAACAAAGAUGAUCAUGAAGAUGAUGGGCUUCAUCAUUGGAUAUUAUUUUUAAAGUCUGAACUAAAGUGCAUAAAAGAUAAACGACGUUUACGAAGAGUACAAGCUGAUAUUUUACAUCUCGUUUAAGAAGUGUUGGAUGCAGGCAAUGCAUAAAACUUAAACUUAAAAUGAUUAACAAUAAUUUUAUACUACUUAUAUCGAUUACAUUAAUUUAUCUUUAUUUUUUAUACAUGUUAUGUUUACAUGUUUUAUGUAUGUUUACAUAUAUUUUAAUGUUCUGUUUUUUUCUCACAGUUUAUUUUCUAGUAGUUUACUUUUGCCAAAUAAAGUUACGUUGUAAUUAUUUAAAAGUAAAUUGUUAAGGUUCGGAUAGAAAUCGGUUUUCACAAAGGAUUAUGGUGAUUAAUUGCGAUAUAUUUUCUGAACAAAAACUUGUAAAAUAUAUGUUUACACGUUCUUGAGCGCUAAAGCUAGAAGGGGGGGGGGAGAAAAACAAAAAACGACAAUAAAACGCCCUCAACCAAGAAAUACAAAUGAGGUGGUAACUAAAAUAAUAACGCGGGCUUUUCAAAAGAGUCAAUUUCCUCAACACUCCCACUUUGACUUGUUGGAAAGCCUAUUGCACGAUAUCGUCUCCACUCCUGUGUGACCACUUGAUGUGACCUCGCAAUUUAAAGUAUGCUUGAUUUAUCUAGGACACAUAGCAUGUCCCUCUGUCGCUGAAAUAUAUCUCUGGUAAGCGGUUUGGUGAGUAUGUCAGCCUGCUGUUCGUUUGAAGGUAUGUAUUCCAGAGUAAACUUCUUCGAUGCGUACAUAUCUCAUAUGAAAUGGUAUCGCACGUCUAUAUGUUUGCUCCGCUUGUGGAACUCUGGGUUUUUUUAUCAAUCUCAGAGCACUCUGAUUAUCAACAUGGAGUUCAGCCUUCUGUGUCGUGGGCGUCAGGCUGCGAAGCAGUCUCUUCAUCCAAAUCAGUUCCUUGACUGUUUGACAGGCCGCUACGUACUCGGCCUCAGUU